This is a messenger RNA of Mercenaria mercenaria, 2272 nucleotides long. Its product is annotated as mucin-5AC-like. Bases 232 to 1554 code for a protein of 440 amino acids. The transcript has 4 exons. The record is from RefSeq and is a predicted model, not a curated record. NCBI's taxonomy places the organism in Eukaryota, Metazoa, Mollusca, Bivalvia, Venerida, Veneridae.
UGUUGGUUGACUGACGCAAAACAUACAUUUAUAAAUGAAUGACAACUUCAGUGUGCACUUUAAUAAAUUAAAUCUGGCAUUUAAUAAAAUCUAUUAUUGAUGAAACAGCAAGUAACAAUUCUGUUGAACUACGUGUUUCUGCGAAAAAUGUAAAAUUGAUAACGGAUUUUACGAAACAUUUCUAAAAUACAAGUCAAAAUAAAAUUUCAUUGCAAGAAAGUAAAAGUGAAUAUGUAUGGUAGAUUUUUAAGUAUCCUCAAUACGGUAUCUGUGAUCACUAUUUCCCGAUAUUUUAGCUAUGUUGGCACAACGGAAGUGGUUGUGGGAGUUGCACGCGCGGUUCCGCUCUUCAAUACUGCCAUUUCCGGUUCAGCUUUCUUGCAGAUAGCCGCGAACAGUAGGAUCAAAUGUUUGUCGGAGUGUUCACAACGGAAUUGUUCUUCGUUUAAUUUUGGCAGUGGAGAAUGUCAUUUACAUAACACAUAUUUGUGCGACGAUGGGGGACAGUCUUUGGUUUCCUGGUCAGGAUUCAAGUACUAUGACGUAGAAGUGGGUCCUAUGAUACCGUAUGCAGACACUUACAGAAACUCUCCGGACUGCCUCACAUUGGGAAGAUGUUCGCCAAAAUGCUAUACGGCAACCACCACCACAACUACUACACCAGCCCCGACCACAACUACUGCCACUACUACUUCAACCACAUCGACAACCACAACUACUACACCAGCCCCGACCACAACUACUGCCACUACUACUUCAACCACAUCGACAACCACAACGACUACACUGGAACCAACAACAACAACAACUACCACACCGGCACCGACUACGACCACUGUUACAAUGGCACCAACAACAACAUCUACCACACCGGCACCAACAACAACAACUACCACGGCGGCGGCACCAACAACAACAACUACCACACCGGCGGCACCAACAACAACAGCUACCACACCGGCACCAACAACAACAACUACCACACCGGCACCAACAACAACAACUACCACGGCGGCGGCACCAACAACAACAACUACCACACCGGCUCCAACAACAACGACGACGACUACACCAGCUUCGACCACCACCACGACAACAACUACGACACCGGCUCCAACAACAACCACUACACCGCCGGCAGCGACCACAACAUCAGGUGGGGGAAUAGGUGAUAUACAUUGGCCGUGCCAUCCAAACGGAAGUUGUAAUGACCCACUCUCUGAUUGUAGGAACAUUUUCAUAUGCGAAUGUGUGGCUGGCUAUAGUUACAACCCGGCAACAGAAUCAUGCGUAACAACAUGUCCAUCAGGAUUUGACAAUUCAUUCGAAAAAACGAGUGGAUAUUACGUUUUCUCAAACAAUUUUGCGGUAUAUUUGAGUAUUUUUGAUAUAGCCGAUUGUGAAAGCAUCUGCAUAGCGGAUUCGUCAUGUGCGUCUUAUGAGUAUGACUACAUGAUGUUCGAGUGUCACAUAGCAUAUGUUACAGAACACGGGCACGAGACUGACUGGACGUCAGACCCAUGGUUUGAGUACUACCAACGAAACUGUCUGUGAUACACCCUGCUGACAGUGCGCCGUCUAAACAUGCACCAUUUUGCAAAAAGACGUAACUUUUUAAAUGAAAUAUAAAACUAUGUCAUAUUUAGUUCAUUCUUGGGAACACAUAUUGUUGUACAAAGUGAUUCACUCUAGUCAAUUUAACCAAACGUUUCAGGGACAAAUGGUUUUGUUAAAAUAAUCAUUAAACGGCGUCCCAUAAGAACCCAGAUAAAACCAACGACCGCACCUAGGUCAGAUGAAAAACAUAAUUAAAGUAAUCACUUGUUUUUGUUCAUCAAAGUGUUUUCAACUUUGUUAGAUUUUUCAGUUUCAACGAAAAUAAUGGUAGAAGAAUGUCCAGAGUGCCCCUCUGGACUACUGGGUAAAACUAUCGAUCUCCUGCCAGUCAGCAAUAGACACUUUUAAAGGGAAAAUCCAGUAUCCUAAAGCGAGGGUUUCAAACUCAUAAAUAUGUGGGAAAAGUCUUUGCAGAUUUUCAUAAAUUAGUCGAUUGUAAAAGUUUAAUUUAGUGGAAAUCACAUAAAAGUUGUAAAUGAAAUUGAAAAAGAAAGUAUUGGAGUUUUUUUAUUAUUAUUAUUUCAGUUGAAUAUGCAGAGAUGAACAGAGUCCUUUCAUUUAUUGUUGUUUAUCUGUAGUACUCACACCCUAUUGAUUAUUGAGUACGUGUAGGUGUUUUAUUACAUUACAUCAGAAAUAAAUUUUCAUCUCUUUC